Molecule: messenger RNA, 1908 nt
Organism: Pyricularia oryzae 70-15
Lineage: Eukaryota; Fungi; Ascomycota; Sordariomycetes; Magnaporthales; Pyriculariaceae
Product: extracellular elastinolytic metalloproteinase
Exons: 2
Coding region: 1-1908 (635 amino acids)
Molecular function (GO): zinc ion binding; metalloendopeptidase activity
Source: RefSeq, a predicted model, not a curated record
AUGAGGUAUUCACUUUCGCUUGCCCUGUUGGGCGUCGCGGCCGUCACCGUCGUCGCACACCCUCACACACCGGGCAGGCAUGGAGUUGAGCGGCGUGCCAUUGACCUGGACGCUUUCCGCCUCCAGCCCACGGCCGAGUACGUCCCCAAGGAGGAGGUUCCCGACCAGUCCAGCCUGGCUUUCAUCUCCAACGACAACUAUGUCGAUGUGGCCACCGACCUCGUAAAGAGCGUUGCACCCGGUAUCGAGUUCCGUGUUGUGGGUGACCACUACGUCGGUACCAACGGCGUAGCCCAUGUCAACUUCAAGCAGACCGCUCACGGCAUCGACAUUGACAACGCUGACUUUAACGUCAACGUUCGUGAUGGCAAGGUCUUCAGCUACGGCAACAGCUUCUUCACCGGAAAGAUUCCCGAGGAGAGCCCCCUGAAGAAGAGGGACUUCAGUGACCCCACUGUCGCCCUUACUGGUGCUACCACCGUCCUUCAGCUUCCCAUCAGCGGCGAGGCCAAGGCUGAGGCCAAGGAGGGCACCGAGACUUACACGCUCAAGGGCACAUCUGGUGCUGUCUCGGACCCCGAGGCUCGCCUUGUCUACCUUGUCAGGGACGACAGCCUCGCCCUGACAUGGAGGGUUGAGACGGAUAUUGAGGACAACUGGCUGCUGUCAUAUGUGGACGCCAACAACAAGGAGCAGGUCCACGGUGUUGUCGACUACGUCUCGCACGCCUCUUUCCAGGUCUACCCAUGGGGCACCAACGACCCCCUCGAGGCCGGCGCGGCCCGCGUCACUCUGACGGACCCCUGGGACAAGGCCUCCUCGCCUUUCGGCUGGCUCAGUGAUGGAACAAGCACCUACACCACCACGCGAGGAAACAAUGCCAUCGCCCAGUCCAACCCUAGCGGUGGCACCGCCUACCUGAACAACUACCGCCCUACCAACGCGAACUCCAUCUUCAGCUACCCGUGGACCCCUGCCAUGUCGCCGCCCAGCUCGUUCGUCGACUUCUCGGCCACGCAGCUCUUUUACACGGCCAACGUGUUCCACGACCUGCUGUACAAGCUCGGCUUCACCGAGGCGGCGGGCAACUUCCAGGUCAACAACAACGGCAAGGGCGGGCUCGGCAACGACCAGGUCAUCCUCAACACCCAGGACGGCUCCGGCACCAACAAUGCCAACUUUGCCACUCCUCCCGAUGGACAGAACGGCCGCAUGAGGAUGUAUAUCUGGACCUACACCACGCCCCAGCGCGACUCCUCGCUCGAGGCCGGCGUGGUCAUCCACGAGUACACCCACGGUCUGUCCAACCGCCUGACCGGCGGGCCGUCCAACAGUGGCUGCCUCAGCGCCCUCGAGGCGGGCGGCAUGGGCGAGGGCUGGUCCGACUUCUUCGCCACCGCCGCGCGCAUCAAGCAAAACGACACGGCCGACACGGACUACCCCAUGGGCGAGUGGGUGGCCGCCAACCCCAAGGGCAUCCGCGCCUACCCCUACAGCACCUCGCUCACGCGCAACCCCCAGACCUAUGCCACCACCAACACCCUCAGCACGGUGCACCCCAUCGGCAACGUCUGGGCCACCGUCCUGUACGAGGUCCUCUGGGCCCUGGUCGGCAAGCACGGCCUCCAGGUGUCCACCUUCCCGACCUUUGACGCCAGCGGCGUCCCCACCUCGGGCAACUUCCUCGCCCAGAAGCUCGUCCUCGACGGCAUGGCCCUCCAGCCCUGCAACCCCAACUUUGUCCAGGCCCGCGACGCCAUCAUCGACGCCGACCAGGCCCUGACCGGCGGCGCCAACAAGUGCGAGCUCUGGACCGCCUUUGCCAAGAGGGGUCUGGGCAGCGGCGCCAAGUACGCCGCAAGCAAGAGGAGCGUCGAGAGCAAGACCAUCCCCGCUGGCGUCUGCUAG